GCGGGCGCUGAGGUAGGGGCCGCGGCGGCGGCGGGCGAAGGGGCGAGUCCCUGGUGGGACUCCGCCGCCGUGAGGCGGGACGCGGCUUCCGAGGGGACGCGAGUGAACUCCACGCCGCCGAGCCGUUCUCCAAGCCGAGCCCCUUAAAAGGGGCUCGCUCCGGCCAGCAUUGUCUUUUAGGCCGGACGUCCAUAAGGCAAACUUUUGGGUUGGAAAGCGGGGAAAUUCCUAGUGGGCGAGCGGAUUGUGCCGCUUCUGGGCCCCUGGGUUUUUACCUUAGCAGCCGAGCUCAGCCUGAGUGGAGUUAGGGACACUAUGGUGUCCCCUUCCGCCUGUCGUCUCCCCUGCCUCUUCUAAUGCUGCUUAACUUUUUGAGUUGUGUGGUUUCUGAGAAGUCCAGAGGCAUUUUCCAGAUCGAACUCUGCAGUCCGUUUCAUGGUGUGCUCCGGUUCCAGGGCGAGCCGAGAAACCAGAGACAAGAGUAGACAGGCUGGAAGAUUGCAGAUUCUGGGGUGGGAAAGACUCGGACAGUGGAGCCUGAAGAUUUUAAAUCAUUAUGGAUCCAAGCCUGUUGAGAGAUCGAGAGCUGUUCAAAAAGCGAGCUCUUUCCACUCCUGUGGUAGAAAAACGGGCUGUGCCUUCUGAGUCACCCUCCUCCUCAUCCAAGAAGAAGAAGGCAAAAGUCGAACAUGGAGGAUCAUCAGGCUCUAAACAAAAUUCAGAUCAUAACAAUGGAUCAUUUAACUUGAAAGCUCUCUCUGGAAGUUCUGGAUAUAAGUUCGGUGUUCUUGCUAAGAUUGUGAAUUAUAUGAAAACACGACAUCAGCGAGGAGAUACACAUCCUUUAACCUUAGAAGAGAUUUUGGAUGAAACACAGCACUUAGAUAUUGGACUCAAGCAGAAACAAUGGCUAAUGACAGAGGCUUUGGUCAACAAUCCCAAAAUUGAAGUGGUAGAUGGGAAAUACGCCUUCAAACCUAAGUACAACUUGAAAGACAAGAAGGCCCUCCUCAGGCUGCUAGAUAACCACGACCAGCGAGGACUAGGAGGGAUUCUCCUGGAAGACAUAGAAGAGGGAUUGCCUAAUUCCCAGAAAGCUGUCAAGGCUUUAGGGGACCAGAUAUUAUUUGUAAGUCGUCCUGAUAAGAAGAAAAUACUAUUCUUCAAUGAUAAAAGCUGUCAGUUUUCUGUGGAUGAAGAAUUCCAGAAACUGUGGAGGAGUGUCACUGUGGACUCAAUGGAUGAGGAGAAAAUUGAAGAGUAUCUGAAGCGACAGGGUAUUUCUUCCAUGCAGGAAUCUGGACCAAAGAAAGUGGCCUCUAUUCAGAGAAGGAAAAAGCCUGCUUCACAGAAAAAGCGACGGUUUAAGACUCACAAUGAACACUUGGCUGGAGUGCUGAAGGAUUACUCGGACAUUACCCCUGGCAAAUAGGGAACCUUUUUAUCUUUAAACAAAGUUGCAGACACACAGUCAAGAUCUUUCGUGAUCUCGGGAUCUGAAGACUUUCUGCCUUCCCGUCUGCUGCUCAGGACUGAGGAGAGGAGCAGUUCAGUUUACAGAACAGGAGCUGAUUACCAAACUCACUGUCUCACCCAGCAGACUAGUGGGAAUGGGUGUUCCUGUCUAACUUUCUGGAUUUGUUUGUUUUAUUUUAUUAGAAAGACACUUAGCGUGGCACUCAGGUGUCUGCUAUUUAUCUUGAUUUCGGAAUGGUUCUGGAUUCCAUGUGUUCUCUUUUGCUUUAGAACAAGUUGGAGGGUAGUGCUGAAUGCAGUUUUUGUUUAUUCCAAGAAAAAAAUGUUUAUAAUAAAAUCAUUUGUAGGAAGAUCUUUAAGAAGUUAGGAAAUUUAGUUUGUCUGUCUUACUUCUUGAAAAUGGCAGGGAGCAGCUGCAGUCCCUGACUUGUCUGGAUGGGUGGGAUGUGACAAAGAUUGGAGUCAGUACUGUUGGCACACUUGAGAAUUUCAUCUUUGGAACACAGGGUAUGCCUCUGGUUAAUAAGCUGAGCAAUAAAAUUACACUAAAUAUAAUUGUUAAUGCUUUCUUUUAAAAGGCUAAGUCAGCAUUUAGUAAGUUGGAUUCAUGAUUUGCUACCACCUUGAACACGGAUGGGAAAUUCUUCUU
Messenger RNA from Arvicanthis niloticus (Nile rat), 2125 nucleotides. It is a transcript of the gene Gtf2e2, whose product is annotated as general transcription factor IIE subunit 2. Gene Ontology annotation, molecular function: TFIIH-class transcription factor complex binding. Gene Ontology annotation, cellular component: transcription factor TFIIE complex. Gene Ontology annotation, biological process: transcription initiation at RNA polymerase II promoter. The record is from RefSeq and is a predicted model, not a curated record. NCBI's taxonomy places the organism in Eukaryota, Metazoa, Chordata, Mammalia, Rodentia, Muridae.